AUGUCGGAUAAAGAUGACAUUGAGACUCCAGUAAUAACUGAAGCAGCUUCCUUUCUUGAGGAUGACAGCUCUGAGACAGCAAAGAAUUCUGAGUCUGCUGACCUAAGUACCAAGCCAGAGAAUAAAGAGGAACCUAUAGUUUCCACUAGGAAAAGGCCUGAGACCAGAUCUUCCAAUAACCUUGAGACUGCGGAAGUUCUCUCUGAUCAGACAUCACAAGCUGCAAGCAAAGAGUCAGUUUCCAAAGUGGUACCCCAGACUGGGUGGGGUUACUGGGGCAGCUGGGGCAAGUCCUUACUCUCUUCAGCCUCAGCUACAGUAGCCACAGUAGGGCAAAGCAUUUCAGAUGUCAUUGAGAAGGCAGAGACUUCCCUUGGAAUCCCAAGUCCCAGUGAAAUUUCAACUCAAGUCCAGUAUGCAUCAGAAAUGCAUGGGAAAAGUGUCAUCAGUGGGGGUUUGGAUGCCUUAGAAUUCAUUGGGAAAAAGACAAUGGAUGUAAUAGCAGAAGGAGAUCCUGGAUUUAAAAAAACCAAGGGCCUAAUGCACCGAAAUUCUACAUUGUCUCAGGUUUUAAGAGAGGCAAAGGAGAAAGAAGAGCUGGGGACCUCCAAUGAGGUUACCAUGGAAAUGGAAAAGAAAACUCAUUAUGGACUUCUCUUUGAUGAAUUUCAAGGCCUUUCUCAUCUAGAAGCUCUGGAGAUGCUUUCCCGAGAAAGUGAAAUAAAGGUGAAAUCUAUUCUUAAUUCUCUAAGUGGAGAAGAAUUAGAGACUCUGAAACUGGAACUUGAGCAACUCAAAGAACCAUUUUCCCUAGCAGAGUUCUGUGAAGAAGAAGAAGAAGAGAAAAAAGGGGAUGAAGACUUUACUAAAGAAAUUACAGAGUUGUUUUCCCAGCUGCACAUCUCUUCUAAGCCUGAGAAACUGACCAGAGCAAGAAAUUCAGCCUAUGAAUGGAUUGAGACAUCUCUGAACAAGCCUUUGGCAGAGAAAGAAGAAGGGGAAGAAUAUUUGGAAAUACAAAAUACUGAAAAUGCCAAUAAAAGUUCAAUAGAGGAUAUCCAUGCAUUUGCAAUUCGGAGCCUAGCAGAAUUGACUGCCUGCGCGAUUGAACUGUUCCACAAAACAGCAGCUUUGGUUCUGCACAGUCAGAAGCAGGAAGUGACAGCCUUAGGAAGGAGCAGAGCCCUUUCUCAGAUGACCGUUGUGCUGUGUAAAGAGUUAUCUGCUCUGUCUAAAGAGUUCACCACCUGCCUGACAACUGCUGGGGUUAAAGAAAAGGCGGAUGUCCUUAACCCAUUAAUCACGGCGGUAUUUCUAGAGGCAUCAAACAGUGCUUCUUACAUUCAGGAUGCCUUUCAGCUGCUCUUACCCGUGCUGGAAAUCUCUCUCAUUGAGGGCAAGACUGAAUCACACAGGCAUGAGCUGCAGAUCCAGUGGUCUUUGUUGGAACACUGA
Molecule: messenger RNA, 1455 nt
Organism: Elephantulus edwardii (Cape elephant shrew)
Lineage: Eukaryota; Metazoa; Chordata; Mammalia; Macroscelidea; Macroscelididae
Gene: FAM114A2
Product: family with sequence similarity 114, member A2
Source: RefSeq, a predicted model, not a curated record